CUGGAUUGCCCCGCUGCGGAUCUCUGAGGCAGGUGUUCCCAGGUGCGGACUUGAGACAAAGGAACGAGGAAGCAGGGCCUCUCUGAGACAGAGAAGAAAACUGGAGUCCGGCAUGGCUCAGCCUGUCCGUCCCAAGUGGCGCCGCCCGAUCGGGCCGAGCCUGGACUGCGAGAGGGAGGCGCCUGGCCUCUGCAGACCGGGCCUCCGAGGGGCCCAGCCUUGAGGCUCCAGCGGCCCCACCCCACCCCCUUGGAGAGGCAGGGCCCCCCACCCCACCCCGGCUUAGUCAUGGCGAAGUUGGAGACGCUGGCCGUGCGUGCAGACCCAGGGCGGGACCCCCUCCUGGCCUUUGCCCCACGGCCCUCCGAGCUCGGACCCCCAGACCCUCGCCUGGCCAUGGGCAGUGGGGUGGCCCACGCUCCAGAGUUCGCCAUGAAAAGCGUGGGCACCCGCACGGGGGCUGGGGGCGGCCAGGGCAGUUUCCCUGGCGCCCGCAGCAGCGCCAUGGGGGGCAGCAGGGAGAGGCCAGGCCGCUACCCCUCGGAGGAUAAGGUUCUCGCCAACUCCCUCUACCUCAACGGCGAGCUGCGGGCCAGUGACCACACCGACGUCUGCGGCAACGUGGUGGGCAGCAGUGGUGGCAGCAGCAGCAGCGGAAGCAGUGACAAGGCCCCCCCGCAGUACCGCGAGCCCAGCCACCCACCCAAACUCCUGGCCACAUCCGGCAAGCUAGACCAGUGCUCAGAGCCAAUAGUCCGGCCUUCAGCCUUCAAGCCUGUUGUACCCAAGAACUUCCACUCCAUGCAGAACUUGUGUCCCCCACAGACCAACGGGACCCCUGAGGGACGACAGGGCCAAGGUGGCCUCAAGGGUGGACUGGACAAAUCUCGGACCCUGACUCCGGCGGGCGGGGGUGGGGGCGGCCUCUCCGACUCAGGCCGGAACUCCCUCACCAGCCUGCCUACCUACAGCUCCAGCUACAGCCAGCACCUGGCGCCCCUCAGCGCCUCCACCAGCCACAUCAACCGCAUCGGCAUCGGCACCGCCAGCUACGGCACCGGCGGGGGCGGGGGCGGCGGCGGCGGCGGCGGGUCGGGCUACCAGGACCUGGGGACCUCCGACAGCGGCCGCGCCUCCAGCAAGAGCGGCUCCUCGUCGUCCAUGGGGCGCGCGGGCCACCUGGGCAGCGGGGAGGGCGGCGGCGGGGCGGGCCUGCCUUUCGCCGCCUGCUCGCCGCCCUCGCCCAGCUCCCUGAUCCAGGAGCUGGAGGAGCGGCUGUGGGAGAAGGAGCAGGAGGUGGCGGCGCUGCGCCGCAGCCUGGAGCAGAGCGAGGCGGCCGUGGCCCAGGUGCUGGAGGAGCGGCAGAAGGCGUGGGAGCGCGAGCUGGCCGAGCUGCGGCAGGGCUGCAGCGGGAAGCUGCAGCAGGUGGCCCGCCGCGCCCAGCGCGCCCAGCAGGGCCUCCAGCUGCAGGUGCUGCGGCUGCAGCAGGACAAGAAGCAGCUGCAGGAGGAGGCGGCCCGGCUGAUGCGGCAGCGGGAGGAGCUGGAGGACAAGGUGGCCGCCUGUCAGAAGGAGCAGGCCGACUUCCUGCCCCGGAUGGAGGAGACCAAGUGGGAGGUGUGCCAGAAGGCGGGGGAGAUUUCCCUCCUGAAGCAGCAGCUGAAGGACUCUCAGGCCGACGUGUCCCAGAAGUUGAGCGAGAUCGUGGGGCUGCGCUCCCAGCUGCGAGAGGGCCGGGCCUCCCUGCGCGAGAAGGAGGAGCAGCUGCUCAGCCUGAGGGACUCCUUCGGCAGCAAACAGGCCAGCCUGGAAUUGGCCGAGGGGGAGCCGCCCGCUCCCGGCGGCCUCAAGCCCGCGCUGAGCCCGGUGGAGCCGGCCGAGCCGCAGGACGCGCUGGCCGCCUGCGAGAGCGACGAGGCCAAGAUGCGCCGGCAGGCCGGGGUGGCCGCCGCCGCGUCCCUGGCGUCCCUGGACGGGGAGGUGGAGAACGGCGGGGACAGCGGCACGCGCGCCCUGCGGCGGGAGGUGGGGCGGCUGCAGGCCGAGCUGGCGGCUGAGCGCCGGGCCCGGGAGCGCCAGGGCGCCAGCUUCGCCGAGGAGCGCCGCGUGUGGCUGGAGGAGAAGGAGAAGGUCAUCGAGUACCAGAAGCAGCUGCAGCUGAGCUACGUGGAGAUGUACCAGCGCAACCAGCAGCUGGAGCGGCGGCUGCGGGAGCGCGGGGCGGCGGGGGGCUCCAGCACGCCCACCCCGCAGCACAGCGAGGAGAAGAAAGCCUGGACGCCCUCCCGCCUGGAGCGCAUCGAGUCCACCGAAAUCUGACCCCCUAGCUGGGCCUGUGGCCUUUGGACAAAGUCUCUAGCACCAAAGGCCAGAGUCCCCCCAGUUCCCUCCCUCCCCCGGCCAAUCCCCGUCCCACCAUCUCUCAUCCCUGCACCCCGCCCCCCACCCCCAG
This is a messenger RNA of Sorex fumeus (smoky shrew), 2452 nucleotides long. It is a transcript of the gene LZTS3, whose product is annotated as leucine zipper tumor suppressor family member 3. The coding region runs from base 289 to 2319 and encodes 676 amino acids. Lineage: Eukaryota; Metazoa; Chordata; Mammalia; Eulipotyphla; Soricidae. Gene Ontology annotation, biological process: regulation of dendritic spine morphogenesis. The record is from RefSeq and is a predicted model, not a curated record. Gene Ontology annotation, cellular component: dendritic spine. The transcript has 5 exons.